GGGACUGAUCUGGCAACCCUGUAAGGCGUGGCCAGUUGGCCCCCGCUGACAGACCUGGUGACGGCGCAUCCUCAGCGCUCAGACUGGAGCACAGCAGCGGAUAAAGCGCUUGUGGAAGAGCGGCUCGUCACACGGAAGACCACAGGCUACAGGAUGAAAGUUUUUUUGCAAGUGAGCGUGGUAUUUGUUCUGGCCCUUAUUGGCCUGGGCUCUGCUAUUAAGUGUUACGAAUGUGAAGACUACACUGGCAAAUGCAGUCACACCGUUAACUGCGCUGGCCAAAACGAUGGCUGCCUGACACUGAAAGAAAGAAAUGGGAAAAUAUACAGGCAGUGUAUCCGGUUUUCAGACUGUCAAACCAGUGUGCUUGGUUCCAUGUUUCCCCAAGUGGGCAGCUUCGAACACAGGUGCUGCAGCCAAGACUUGUGUAAUGGUGCAUCCGUGAGCACAGCCAGGACUUCAGUGAUCACCUUGCUUCUUUCCCUGGCUCUGUUCUGGUGGUGCAUCUUUUAAUCGAAUGUAUUCAGAUAUGCCUGCUGAUGCUGUGCAUAACAAUACUAGUCCUGAGUGUUAUACCUUUAAGGGACUUGAAGAUUAAGAUUAAAAUAAAUAAACAGACAAACUACUGAUACUGCCUCCUUGUGUAAUAGCACAAAUCAACAGAUUAAUAUUAUUAAUAAAAUUUAUACUUCAUAUUAAUGCCAUUUAAAUGUAAGGUUUUUAUUAUCAACUGAUGUUAAAUUUUCUCUGAGGAGGUGAAACUGUAUCAGUUGCAUGAUUUUUUAUUCUCACAUUUAUUGUUACUCAAAUAAAAGAAUGAACAAAAAUCAUUUUUUAAAGAAAUUUUACUUUCUCAUUAUCAUCAGUACAGGCUUUUCAUCCUUCAUUUGGCCUGAUCUUAUUAAUGGGGGUGCAGGAAGCAGUUAUUUGUAUGUGACAGUCUGAAAUAUAAAUGAAACUGAAAUAAAGUAAUGGGGUAAACUAAUUAUUAUUAUUACUGCUCCUUAAUCAACCCAACUUUAUUAACUUUUUUCCAAGUUCAGUAUUCCAGUACUAAUACGUUUUCAAUAAAGGAAACCACUUUAAACUCAAA
Messenger RNA from Pangasianodon hypophthalmus (striped catfish), 1093 nucleotides. RefSeq names its product CD59 molecule (CD59 blood group) (gene cd59a). Lineage: Eukaryota; Metazoa; Chordata; Actinopteri; Siluriformes; Pangasiidae. The transcript has 4 exons. The coding region runs from base 154 to 513 and encodes 119 amino acids. The record is from RefSeq and is a predicted model, not a curated record.